AUUGAUUUUUCUCAUAUAGUUAUAGUGUAAUCUUGAAAUAAGCUUCUUCUAGUACUUCUAUACAUUUUUUCAAAACAAAUACUUUCAGUUUGUAACCUCUUAUUAGAUGCACGAGUUUUGCAAGUCCACAUGGCUAAUUCAGUGAUACCAAUUGUUGAUCUCUCUCCUUUCUUCAGACAAGGAGAUAAAGAUGGCAAGAGAAAGGUGAGAGAAGUGAUAGACGAAACGUGUUCUCGAUAUGGUUUCUUCCAAAUUAUCAAUCAUGGGGUGCCUUUGGACUUAAUGAGCCGUGCCCUGAAACUAUCAAAAAUAUUCUUUGAGUCUUCAGUUGAAGAGAAAAUGAAUUGUUCUCCAUUGCCAGGGUCACCUUUUCCUGCUGGCUAUAAUAGAAAACCAAAUCCAUCUUAUGAGUUUGCAGAGUUCUUGGUUAUGCUUCAACCUGGAUCCAACUUCAAUGUUUUUCCUUCUAAUCAUUCACAUCUCCGAGCAGUAAUGGAAGAUUUAUUCGAUCAAUUUGUGAAGAUUGGAGCAAUUUUAGAGAGCAUACUGAGUGAAUCCUUGGGUCUACCUCUUAGCACUUUCCAAGAAUUUAACAAUGACAGAAAUUCAGAUGUGUUGACAGCUCUAUAUUACUUACCAGCAACAGAGAAGGAAAAGAUGGGAAUAAGUUCACAUAGAGAUGUUGGAUGCAUAACAUUUGUGUUACAGGAUGAAAUUGGAGGACUUGAAGUUCUAAAGGAUGAUAAAUGGAUCCCUGUAACUCCAAAGGAGGGUGCCCUUGUUGUCAACAUUGGUAUUAUUCUUCAGGUGCUGACAAAUAACAAAUACAAGAGUCCAAAUCAUAGGGUGGUGAGACCCAACGGAAGAUCAAGAAAUUCAUUUUCAUUCUUCUAUAAUAUAUCAGGGGGAAAAUGGGUUGAACCACUUCCAGAUUUCACUAAGCAGAUUGCUGAGAAACCCAAGUAUAAGGGAUUUUUUUACAGUGACUAUUUGCAAAAGCGCAAGGAAAAUAAGCUCAAGCGUACUUCUGGACUUGAAGACGAUCUUGGCUUAUCUCAUUUUUCACUCACUGUAUAAAAGAUCAUUUAUGUGUCUCUUAUCAAGCAUUGUUUCUCUUCAUUUCCAUAUGCUUUUUAACUUUCUAAAUUUGUACACAUUUGCCUAGUCUCCCCUUGAUGAUAUGGCAAUAUUUUAAAGCCCUUUGUUGACAAAUGUCUUAAACAAAAGCAUGUGGCAGCCCGUCUAGAAGCUAUGAGAUAAAUAGCAAGAAACUUUUGAAAAAUGGCAUUUGCCACGUUCUUUCCUCUCAGCAUAUGGAUCCAUGCACAUGUGCCUAUAAAUAGGCUCUCAAUAUAGACAAGAAAA
Messenger RNA from Nicotiana tabacum (common tobacco), 1365 nucleotides. RefSeq names its product jasmonate-induced oxygenase 1-like. The record is from RefSeq and is a predicted model, not a curated record. NCBI's taxonomy places the organism in Eukaryota, Viridiplantae, Streptophyta, Magnoliopsida, Solanales, Solanaceae.